Branchiostoma floridae (Florida lancelet) is the source of this 762-nucleotide messenger RNA. RefSeq lists its product as uncharacterized. The coding region runs from base 1 to 762 and encodes 253 amino acids. Lineage: Eukaryota; Metazoa; Chordata; Leptocardii; Amphioxiformes; Branchiostomatidae. The record is from RefSeq and is a predicted model, not a curated record. The transcript has 8 exons.
AUGUAUGUAGUGUGUAUAUUAGAAACGAAAAUUGAUGAAGCGAAAAAGGCAUACAGCAAGGUUCUGGUGACCCUACAGAAGCUUCAAGACACGGACAGUGACAGCAUGACAGAGGACAGUAAAGACACAUCCUCAGCAGACUCACUGGAGUGGACACAGGACAGCAGCACAUUCGCUCAGAAACCGGAAGACUCACAGAAGACCUCAAGCGACAAACUCGCUAUAUUAAAGGAAGAUGAGGCAGUGGAGCCUUCAGUUGGCCUUCUGUCUGAUUGCAUCAGAAAUAGGACCAAGGAGCGUGUUGACCUCAAGAAAGCUGCAGAGGAGAAGGAGCUCCUAGAGGCGAUUGUCAAGAAGCUGACCACGGACAACAAAAGACAAGCGAAGAUGUUGGAGGAUAAAGACAGGUUGCAGAAGAACCUGGAUUCCAGCAAUAAAGCAAUUCAGCAUUAUCUUCGCGCCAGCGAGAAGCUUCUGGCGGAGAAUGACAGGCUGGAAAGUAAACUGGCAAAGUCCCAAAAGACGUCAAACAACCAAAUUGCCGCCUUGAAACGGGAGAAUGAGACCCUGAAGCGAGCGAUGGGCUCCGUGUCUGAUCAAAACAACAUUCUCAACAGGGGGAUAGCUGACUUCAAGGAUGUUGUGUUCCAUAUGAGCAAGGAUGUAUUCAAAAAGAAGGCAGACCAUACCACUCCAUGCAGAAAGAAGAUUGGGGAUAGAAGACGUCUUCUGUUUGAAGAUAGCGAGGAAGAUUCAAUUUGA